Diaporthe batatas is the source of this 1503-nucleotide messenger RNA. RefSeq lists its product as uncharacterized. Gene Ontology annotation, molecular function: transmembrane transporter activity. Lineage: Eukaryota; Fungi; Ascomycota; Sordariomycetes; Diaporthales; Diaporthaceae. Bases 1 to 1503 code for a protein of 500 amino acids. The record is from RefSeq and is a predicted model, not a curated record. Gene Ontology annotation, biological process: transmembrane transport. Gene Ontology annotation, cellular component: membrane. The transcript is spliced from 8 exons.
AUGACACUAUUCCGCAAGAAAGACCACAAACAACUGGAUGAGAUCGCCACCCAGCUCUCCGUAUAUGAUGAUCCAUCUAUAGCGCAGUUCUUCACUCCUACUGCUCGGUACGAGAACUUGCACCGCUUCGACCCGGAGGCGAGAUGGACUUGGAGAGAGGAACUAGUGAGGAAUCUGAGUCAGGCCAAUACCGAUAACUUCCUAGAUGACUUGGGUUUAAGCACUGAUGACUACAACUUGGGCAACACAGUCUUCAGACUUGCCUUCCUGUGCGCCGAGCUUCCCUCACAGCUCAUCAGUAAGAAGCUGGCAGCUUCACAAUUCUGGUUGAGCGGAAGACCAUCGUUCCUUUUGUGCCGCGCACUCUUGGGCUUACUCCAGGGCGGAUUCAUUCCAGACGUGAUUCUCUAUCUGUCCUAUUUCUUCAAAGGGACAGAGCUCCCAUUCCGGCUAGCACUCUUCUGGACGUCUCUGCGCGUGACAGACAUUGUCGCCCCAAUCUUAGCCUUCGGGCUUCUGCGACUCCGUGGCUACCACGGCUACGAAGGUUGGCGUUGGUUGUUCCUUUUCGAGGGUAUCCUCACGCUCACCAUCGGUAUCUGGUCCUGGUUCAUGAUGGCUCCCUCUCCCACACAAACAAAGUCGUGGUACCGACCCAAGGGCUGGUUUACCGAGCGAGAGGAGGUCAUCAUGGUAAACCGGAUCCUCAGGGACGAUCCCUCCAAGGGAGACAUGCAUAACCGCCAGGCUGUCAGUCUCAAGCUGCUGUGGAAGUCACUCACGGACUUUGACCUCUGGCCGGUAUACAUCCUCGGCCUAUGUUUCCAAAUCCCGACGGGACCGCCUGAUCAGUACUUGACCCUGACGCUCAGAAACCUGGGUUUCGGCACAUUCGAUUCCAAUCUGCUGACGAUACCCACCCAGUUCUUUGGAGCAAUCACGAUGAUGGUCGUGACCUUUUAUUCAGAACGCUACAACGAGAGAGGUCUAAUCGGAGUCCUUUGUCAAUUCUGGGUUCUGCCCAAUAUGAUCGCCUUGGCUGUUCUGCCAAACACAUCUUCAGCAUGGGCUCGUUACGCUAUUUUGACUGUUCUCUUGUCCUUCCCUUCAGGUAUGAUGCGGCCCAUGUCGAAUCUGUGGGUAUAUAAAUCUGACUGCAUUUUAGCUCAUGCCAUGCAAGUUGCUUGGUGCAGUCGCAACUCUAAUACGGUCCGUGCCAGGACGGUCUCAGCUGCCUUCAUGUUUGUGCAGGUCAGUGGGAUAGUGUACUCCAACGUGUACCGCAGUUCUGAUCGACCCUUCUACCGCAAUGCGAAUCGUGCUUUAAUUGGGGUCUGCGUGAUGAACAUUUUCCUCUACCUCUUCACAAAGGGAUAUUAUAUCUGGCGCAACAAGGUCCGUGACCGGGAAUGGAACGCAUUGAGCAAAGAGGAACAGAUACGGUAUCUUUCCACUACAAAAGAUUCCGGAAGCAAAAGACUGGACUUCAGGUUCGCCCAUUGA